This is a messenger RNA of Colletotrichum lupini, 8364 nucleotides long. RefSeq lists its product as uncharacterized. The transcript is spliced from 33 exons. Gene Ontology annotation, cellular component: XPC complex; nucleotide-excision repair factor 2 complex; nucleus. Bases 1 to 8364 code for a protein of 2787 amino acids. Gene Ontology annotation, biological process: nucleotide-excision repair; mismatch repair; regulation of DNA-templated transcription. NCBI's taxonomy places the organism in Eukaryota, Fungi, Ascomycota, Sordariomycetes, Glomerellales, Glomerellaceae. The record is from RefSeq and is a predicted model, not a curated record. Gene Ontology annotation, molecular function: single-stranded DNA binding; DNA-binding transcription factor activity, RNA polymerase II-specific; zinc ion binding.
AUGGCCGCCAAUACUCCGCUCUAUACCUACAUCUCCCCUCGCGAGGGGUACGAAAGUGCCCCCCCGCUGCCAACCGAGCUCAACGAGGAUGGCAAGAGCUUCAGGAACCCACCACGGGAGGGAUUGAGCAAGACUUAUGAGGAGUUUCCAGCUCCCCUAGACACUGGGAGACAAGGUGGCUUUGACGUCCACAUCUACCAUUUUCAGAGCAACCCAGAACAAGUAAAGCAUGCCAGAGACCUUUGGGAACGUAUACGGAGAGAAUUCCCAGAGCUGAGAAUCUAUCGAUUCUGGGAAAAGCCCAUUGGCCCCCACCCCGUGGCCAUGUUUGAAGUCAACAUCUUCACGCCAGCACAGUUUGGCGCAUUCAUACCAUGGUUGACCAUAUAUCGAGGUCCUCUUUCCGUUCUUAUUCAUCCCAACACAGUCGAGGAAGGCAUUGACCACAAUGCCACGGAACUCCGCAAUCACACACAAAGAGCUACAUGGAUGGGCGACAGCAAGGUGAUUAGGCAACGGCCCAAGCGACCAAGUACUCAAUUCAUUCUGCCUACCUAUCUCAUCUUGAGAUAUUCAAGUUUUACCUACCGAUACCUUCCCUUAACUCACUUACAGAGUCUUCAACCCAAUAACUUGCCCUGCCGCAAGGUAUCUACGGGAGCAGACACCCUGAUUUCAACCACCUACCUUACCUACUUCGCGUCCUCUUGCCUCGCCUGCCCCUGCGUCCACUGCGUAUGGGCUUCCCAACCUGAUAUAAACAUCCACACCAACCAGAGCCACAAUGGCGGGCCGGAAACGAACCAGGGCCACCCGGCCCAGGGCCGCAAAGUCCGACCUGCUGCGGACGCUGGCUCUCCAGCAUUCUCAGAGCCCCCAGCUAAAAGACUAAAGCGACCUGGGGAAGGAAAAGCAGAGGCCGUGAAGUCACAGGCCACAGAAGAGGAGGGAUCUGGGGAGGACGACGAAGACGCAGACAUUGAGUUUGAAGACGUGAUUUUGCCUCCGGCGACCGUCCAGACCAUGUACCGAGAUUCCGACGACGAGGAGGAUGAUCUUGAUGAUGACACCGAAGAAGAAGUCGGAAAUGAGGAGGCUAGCAAUUUCGCCAAUGUUGCCUAUGGAGACAUACGCCACUUUCAAGAGACUCAGGAAGAAUCCCAAAAACUGACUCUCAAUCUAUCAAAGCAUGUCAAUGCGACGAGCGUCACAAGGAAAGGUGCCAACAAACGAAAGCCAGUGACAAAGGAAGAGAAGCAGCGGCGCAUCACGAUACACCAGACUCAUCUGCUGUGUCUCCUGCUACACUGUGCCCUCAGAAAUCGUUGGUGUGAUGAUGAACAGGUUCACAAGACCUUGCGUCCUCUGCUUUCGAAAAAAAUUAUUGGCUACUUGACACCAGGCCCUGAUCUUCCCCAAUUUGGACAAACAGAGUCCCUAAAGAACGGCCUCGAACAGGCUGGAGCCAUAUUCAGAUCCAAAUUCCAAAUAACUGAACGGGGCCUGCGUCGACCACUAUGGGCUGAAGAUCCUGACCAUUUGGAAAACUAUGAGCCACCUAGCAACAUGGAUUCAUGCUUAGACCGUUCGGACUUCAGAGACGCAGCGAGAAAGUUGUCAGGGUCUCGAGAUACUGGCGCACAGUUAUACUGUGCUUUGCUAAGGGCAGUAGGAGUUCGUGCGCGAUUGGUUUGUUCAUUACAGCCGCUGUCUUUUGGUUCAGCCGGUCCCUCUCUGCCAAGGCCCAGAGAUGCAAAGCACUCGAACAAGCCUACCAAGGAGGAGAAAAUAAGGUCCCAGUUGCUACAAUACAAGUCAGCUGUCGAGGAACCUUCGUCUUCGGCAUCCGUCUUGACUUCACCGCUCCGUCGAUUGGGUCACCCAAAUGCCGCUGCCUACAAGCUGCCAACAACAUCAUCUUCACCGACUCUGCGGCAACAGGUUGAGGGUCCCGUGAAGAUUCGCGAGUCGAGCUUCCCGGUAUACUGGGUGGAAGUGCUAGACGUGGGCCACCAGAAGUGGCAGCCCGUAGACUCUCUGGUAACAAACUCCAAGUGGAAACCCAGACAGUUGGAACCCCCGGCAACCGACAAGGAGAACUCUAUGACAUAUGUCAUGGCUUUCGACACUGAUGGCACAGUUCGAGACGUCACGAGGCGAUAUGCCAAGGCAUACACGGCCAAGACACGUCGUCUGCGCAUUGAGACAGUGAUGGAGCAUGGCGAGGGUUGGUGGCGGAAAGCAUUGAAGCCGUUCAGCCGGCGUCGCCUGACCGAUCUUGACCAAAUUGAAAAUACCGAGCUGAAUGCGAUGGAAGCACGCGAACCGAUGCCGCGAAAUGUGGCAGACUUUAAAGACCAUCCGGUAUUUGCGUUGGAGAGGCACCUGAGGCGCAAUGAAGUCUUUACGCCAGGCGCGCAGCCGGCAGGAACGGUAGCAGCAGGUAGCAGGGCUCCGCUGGAAAAAGUAUAUCGACGUAGGGACGUUCGAAUUGCCCGGAGCAGGGACAAGUGGUAUCGCAUGGGGCGCGAAGUCAAGCCGAUGGAGGUUCCAAUCAAAUUUCUGCCGCGAAGGUCCAAUGCGAAACUGGGCGAGUACGCCGACGACGGUUACGGUGGGGACGAACGUGAUGCCGCAGGAAUGCCGGUCUUCACGCAGGAUCAGACGGAUAUUUACCGCGCAUCACCGGUCGUCAAUGGGCGAGUUCCGAAGAACAAAUUUGGUAACAUCGACAUAUAUGUGGAAAGCAUGGUACCCGAGGGAGGGGUCCACAUCCGUGACGAGUUCGACACAGCUGCUAGAGCCGCCUACGUUCUAGGGGUCGAUUACGCGCCAGCUCUGUCAGGGUUCCAAUUUAAGGGCAAACACGGGACUGCGGUCUUUAACGGCGUCGUGGUUGCGAAGGAGUAUGAGGAAGCUGUGCGUGCAGUGAUGACUGGGUUCGAGGAUGUCGACGCACAGGAAGAGCAAAGCAAGCGAUCCUUGGUCGCCAUCCGGACUUGGAGACGGUUUCUUGUGGCGCUCCGGAUUUUUGAGCGCGUGUGGGCAGGCGUCAAACCUGCGGAGCGGGCCGAGGAAGAAAGAAAGCUGACCGAAUUCGUCCGGACCGACAUAGAUAAGGGGCCGGACAGCUGCGGUACAGGGGAGGGCGGAGGUUUCCUCAUUGAAGACAGCGUCAUGGUUGACGACGUUGCGCAGACAUGGACCAGUGCGGGACUCGCGGGCAGGGCCGAUGCAAGGGAGAGCACAAAUGGCUCUGAUCUAGAGAGAGGUGUUCAUUCUGCUGCCCACAACGAGAAUAUGGGUGAGCGCGCCGCAGAUAAUGGGAUGGAGGUUGACGGAGGCGGUUUCCUGGUUGAUACUGAUGAGGAGUUUGGUCACAUUGAUGCGGUUGAGAGAACUGAUGGGGUUGAGGCAAGGCCUGAGAGUCAAAGGAAGGAAAGUCUUGGGGCAGAAGAGGAUAAUGAGGUCGAAGAUGUGCUGAGCGAUGUGACUGAGGAAUACGAUAUGGAGGAAGAUGAGAACGGUAGCGGAUUCCUGAAUAACUUGAAGAUAGAGACCAGGCUACCUACCUGGUCAUCACAAUUAGUGCGAGUUGAUCUAGCCAUUACUCCUUACAAAAGUACGAACACAUGUACUGACGUCAACUCGCACUCGAGAGGAUGGAUAUGUUUCUUCGCAGAGGUCGAGCCAGUGAGGUGGCCCAAGCUCCUCGAUUCGAUGACGCACGGACGGAUAGGAACGGUUAUGUAUUUUCAACGAUGUGGUUUUCCCGGCAUCUCCAGAAAAAAAAUUCUUCCAGUCAAGCGCGUCGGGCCCAUGCGAGACGCAGAGUCAAAACUCCAGCGCAAUCCGGAUCAAUCAACGCCUUUCCAACCUCCAUCGGCUGCCUGGUUCUUCCUAUUCCGUCCACCAGAUCGCCUGCUAAGCAGAUCCAUCACGACAGCCCGCGUCGGACUAUCUUUUGAAGAGAGAGCAGAGGUCAAUGCCAUCGUUGUCGCACUAUUGCGAUUGACGAUGGCUACAGAACUGCUCGCAUCACAGCUGACUUCCGCGACUCGCCCCUACCUGGAGCUUGUCGCGCGAAUGGAUGGGAAAACUUUUGAGAACGCAAGCUACCAUUCACAAUUGUCGCUCGUGCAACGCAAUCGCGACGCGCUCCUGUGCAUGCACAAACUCGCACUACACAUUUCCACUGACGCGCUUUCUUCUCGUCGCGAAGAGCCUUCGACUUCCUACGUCCACCUUCCGCUUCCCGUCGCGCAACGAGCAUCUCUCGCCAUGACUUCGACGCAGGAAGGCGAGACGACCGAGGAAGAGAGAUUAAAGGUGGAGGAUCUCCAAGAGAGCAAACUAGAAGAUGACAGCAGAACACAUGAAGUCGGCUUGCGGGAGGACCGACUACAAGAGGACGAUAUCCAGGUAGAUGGCUUGAACGAUGACCGCAUACAAGAAGAGAGACUCCACGACGCACCAGUGGAUGAGCGACUGGAGCACGAACCACUGGAGCACGAGAGGCUGGAGCACGAGAGGCUCGAACACGAGAGACUGGAGAGCGAGAGGCUGGAGAGCGAGAGAAUGGACGAGGAGCGCAUCCCGAGUUAUCCGUCUCCUUUGCCAGAGGAGCGACUUCAAGAAGCCGAUCGUAUACAAAGCUAUCCUUCGCCAUCGGCCGAAGCUCAAGACGGCGGUCCUUAUUAUCACCCGGCUACAAGGGACGAUGACCCCCAAGACCAGCAACAGCCGCCGCCCACGCCACAGCAGCCCUCGUCCCACUCUGCCAGUGUGGAGGAGUUGCAGUUGGCUGCUCAACUUGGCCAGGAUCUUGCAGCAGAGCCCAUGAUGCACGUCACAGAUCCAGGCAUGAACGUCGAGGACCCAAGUCUUCGUAGCAUCAUGCCCAAUCCUCAUUCCCAUUCUCAUUCGGAGCAACCUCAACAGCAACAGGCCCAGGCCCCGACCCCAGCCCAGACACAAACGCAGACGCAGACACAGGCGCAGACGCAGGCUCAGACACAGGCUCAACAGCACCAGCACCAGCACCAGCAUGCUCCUCACCAGCAUCCGCAUCAGCACCCUCAUCAGCCCCCUCCCCUCCCGCCUGCCUCUCGUUCUUACGUGCCCGAGGAAGCAUUGCCAGAGUCACUACAGCAACAUAUGUCCAUGUCCAUACCCAUGGACCACCAUCAUCUUGCUCAACCAUAUGCCCUGGGUGACAGCACUCCGCCUAGAAAACGGUCAAAGGUGUCUCGCGCAUGUGAUGAGUGUCGGAGAAAGAAGGUCAAAUGCGACGCUCAGUCAGAUGCUGGAGACAGCCCAUGCUCCAACUGCAAACGGUCUGGCAUCCGCUGCAUGUUCAGCCGUGUUCCUCAGAAGCGCGGUCCAAGCAAGGGCAUUGAGGGCAAGUUGGAGAUCCAAAGUGAGUCAUUGCCACCCGAGUCAAUGGUAAACUGGACCUCUGCGGCAGCAAUGCUUAACUCCAUGUCAGGCCCUGGUGAGGACACCAGCCGGAAACGACCAUUCUCCAGCAUCUCCAGUACCGACAUCUCUACCCCGGCACCACAGAGACAGGUCGCCUGGGGCACCGAGCCUCGCCCUCUUCAGCCUAUAACAACACCGUCUGAUCGUUAUCAACCGUCCCCUUUCGCCACCAAUGGCUUGGCACCCCAGCCCAUGGCUUUGCCCAUUAAGAAUGACAUGCAGCCACGGCCCCCUAUUGCGUCAAUAGAUGGCCCUGUGGCUGACAUGCCUGAUAUCGAUCAGGCGCGGGAUGUGGAUGAAGAGGUUUUCAAUGGCUACCUGACCAUGAUUCAUCCUUACUUUCCCUUUCUGCCGAGCAGCAGGGUGCUGAUACAAGAAUAUUUGGCUCAGUGCCCCGGCCUUCUGCGGGAAGCGUUUGUAGAGGCUCUCUCGGGAACCAUUCACUCAUUCCCUUCGUUCCAGUCUGUUGCAAACCUGGUUUUCCUCCAGACACUUCUCCUCAUGAUUAUUGAGGCUGACAUUCGACCAUUGGGCUCCAUCGGCGCACCCAAGGAAUCCCUAUUGGGCAGAGCGGUAGCGAGCGCCAAUACCCUGAAGCUGUACCAGGCCAAGGCAGAUCUUUCCGAGGCUGAAGCAGGCCCAGAUAAUGAAAGCCAGCUUCGUGUCAGGAUUUGGUGGUCGUUGGUCUUGCUCGACCGAUGGAAUGCCGUGGGUGCUGCGGUGCCUUCCUUGAUCCGAGAUGAAAGCGUGGUCCUGGCACCUGGCCUCAAGGCGGUCAUCGGUGAAGUGCCGUAUCUGCUGAUCCGUGCGUCCAAGUUCCUCAGCCGUGCGUCGUCCAUGAUUACCAACUUCCAAGAGCCACUCAACACAACCUUUGCGGACCGCAUGGUGGGCUCCUUUAUGGAUGCGUGGGUAGAAGACUUUCGUGAGGAUCUGCCUGCCCACAUUGAGCCCAACAUUUAUCCUGUUAUUCACCUCGUAUAUUGGCAUUGCCGCUUGUUGGCAUAUCUUCUCAACCCAUCCGCCAAGUCCACCGAUGUCUUGUGGCCCAGUCAAGAGCUGAUCAACCUCCUGAUUGGCCAUUCGCAACUCAUCACGCCCUUGCACCAUCAUUUUACAGUUCUUGCGGUGCUCACGUUAGUCGAGCUGGCAAAGUUGGAUAAGACAAAGGAGGAGGCCACAAGGCUUCUUGGUGAAUUCCGAGACUCUUCACUUCCAGCUUCCGUCUUCGAUGGACUGGUUCGGGACAAGAUUGCUGAUCAUCUUCGCCUCUCCACUAAUACUGCCGCAGCUCCAGCUCCAUCUGCUAUGGAGGCAGCUGCAAGCCAGGGGCUGCAGCAUCUAGCCGAUUUAGCAACUCUUUCAUCAGCUGCUGUGGAAAAGACAGAGGAGGCACCAGCCUACCGCACUGCGCUCAGCUACGAAGACAUGGGCUUCGACCCUCGGCCGUUACUGCUUGUCGGUUACCUCAAUGUUCGGCAGCAACGGCAGCAACGGCAGCUGCAUGAACAACAGCAGCUAGCGCAGCAAAUGGCAGAUUGUCAUCAGCCACAGGAGAUGGGGAGUGUCGUGGAGUCCCAGCAGGUACUGCAUCAUCCACAGCAUGGAGAGGAAGAACUGCAGGUGCAGGGGCACCAGCUGCUGCUGGAACAACAGCAGCUCCUGCAGCUGGAGCAUAAAGCUACCGAGCAGCAUAGUGCUCAACCGCCGAACACGGGCUUUCUGGGACACUCAGAGUGGGCGAGUGCCUCUAUGUUGGAAGGAGAUCAAGUGUGGUUGCGCGAAAGGUUGAUAUGGAUCAAUCGGGUUGUUUAUCCAUAUGGUUAUUAUCCGCCAGUGGAAGAUACAGAUGCUUGCGACACCUAUCCGGGUGCUUCAAUGCUACCGCUUGGGAGUCUCCAUGUCAUUUUCCCCAGGUCGCCCCUUGUUGUCACCGACGCGCGGGUGAUGGAGGGGGCUGUCCUACGAAACUUGGUCGUUGGCUUGAGGUGGAAGGCGCUGGCGCACCGCGCGCCUGCUGGACCCAUGCAGGAAGAGCCAUUGCCCCGAACUCUGGAAAGCAAGUAUCCUAUUCUUGUACCACACCUCCCGGACUUCUCUCACUGCCGAGUUUGCCGUUAUGACUUAUUCUCAGUCUCUGGCACGUUAGCCGCGACUCAAGGCAAACGAACAUACGCUCGCAUACAUGGUACGGCAUCUACUUCAGGGCUGUCUGCGUCGAUUGGUUGCAGUCCCGACUCCCGAGCACCGGAGAUCAUCGACUGCCACCGCCCACGGGGGUUGGACAGCCCCUGCGAAGACCCCCCCUGUGCCCCCAUUCCCUCGUCUAAAGGCGCCGAGAGCCGCGCCGUCGCACACACACCCACACUCUGGCUCGGCAGCGGCGCCUCCACCAACCCAGCCACCGUUGCCGGCCCAGUAUUAUGCAUACCUAUCCAUAGAGUCCACAGCUUCUCGCAACCAUUCAUUGAGUUUGGCACUGUAUCUGCCAUCGCAAUCCACACGGUCCUCGCGGAGCUUGGGUGGGUUCAUCAAUCACCGUUGCAACUUGCCCAGUCCCUCUCGAUUCCCGCAAACGCCAGUCUCGGUGGAUCCCCCUUGAGAUGCCAUGCAGCACAAGGGGGGAACUUCCCUGAAUGGAGAUUGAACAGGACUUGGAUAACACUGCUGGGGCGCAUGGUGGAAAACGCCGAUGUCCCGGGUUUGCCCGCCUCUACUGCCGGCCAUCUGCUCGGCGAAGGUGCUGCGUUUUGCUUCGAGUUUGGCUCAUCGAAACACUCAAGUACCUACCUACCUAGGGAUGCCAUUUACUGGGUGCCACAGCGCACGAGGGAGAAGCAUCAGUGCUGUGCUCUUCAUAACCUCCCUACUGCCCUCAUCUAA